GCCUUGCAUAAAGAGACAUAAUUUCCCUGCAUAUGUUCUACAUAUCAUGGAUGUGCUUUGCCAACUGCUUUACACUAAAAAAGUAAUCCCUUCAUAUACACUUCUGCAGGUAGAGUUUGAAUUAUUACUCAACCCCGAGUCCUUCACUCGUUUUCCACUACUUGCCCCUCUGGUUUGGCUGGAUUCUUUGCACUGCACCUGGUUCACACCCUUUUUGCUACCUCCCACCUUCAAUACUGUCUGUAUUAGAUUCCAGCUAUUGCCAUCUUUAAAUAACUAGUCUCCCAUCACGACAGAAGUGCUCAUCCACAGUUGAAUUCUGCUCACAGGAAGGAAAGUACAGAAUCUGUCCUUGAAAGUUCUUGUUUCAAGAAGAAAUAUUAGCCUACCUGGAAAAGCAAGAGAACUUUAAUCUGCUUUUUCUUUAGUUCCUUAAUGAUGGGUAUAGUUUAAACACGGAGAAACAACUUUUUAUUGCAAGUGAAUGGCAAGUCUUGUACGCUGUCUGGGAAAAUCACAAUCAUGAAAAAUAUAGGAAACGUCAGCAAGUUUAUUAUGAUUAUAAUUGGCUUCUUUGCAUCAACUUUACUUAUUUCAUUUUCUGUUUCUCUUAAAGCAUCGUAUAAGCACAUAACAUUUAUGAUGUCACAAAAUAGAAGUCAGUCAGACAAUGCAAAACCCACUGUAUCCACAGUGCCCAAAAUAUAUCCAUUAGACUUUGUUUAUCCAUAUAACUAUAAUUUUGUCAUCAAUGAACCAGACAAGUGUAAGCAAAAUGUUCCAUUCCUGGUUCUUCUCAUCACAACACACCCCACAGAGAUUGAACAAAGGCAUGCAAUCAGAAGGACCUGGGGUAAUGAAAAUUGGGUGCCAGGUGUCACAAUUAUAAGACUUUUUUUAACAGGCCUUCCAAGCACAUUUACCAAGUCUGUUCAAGAUAUACUAGAAGAAGAAAGCAUGACAUUCCAUGACAUCAUUCAGCAGGACUUCAUGGAUGUCUAUGUCAACCUGACCAUAAAAACAAUGAUGGGACUUGAAUGGCUGAAGAAAUUUUGUCCCUAUGCUUCUUAUGCCCUAAAAACAGACUCUGACAUGUUCAUUAAUACCGAGUUGUUGGUCCGCACCAUCGAUCCAAAAGUGCCAGCACGGGAAAACUAUUUCAGUGGUUACCUAUUGCAAGGACAUCAUCCACCGCGAUCUAAAGCAGACAAAUGUUAUAUUCCCCCUGAGCUAUAUGAGAGGAAUGAUUUUCCUCCGUACUGUAUAGGGGGAGGCUAUUUCUUUUCCAUAGACAUGGCUUCAAAGAUUUAUGAUAUUGCUCAGGUUAUUAAACCCUUCAAUGUAGAGGACGCUUUUGUUGGAGUUUGUCUGGAAACACUAAAAAUCAAAAUCACAGUGACUCCCAACUCUUUGUUUGGGAUAUUCAAAGUAAAGUAUGAUAAGUGCAAAUACGCGGGUCUCAUAUAUGUCCAUCAGGUUAGAGCAAAUGAGCUUAUAGAAAACUGGCCAGAUUUUUUAACUGCAAAUACCACCUGUCCAGUGUUAAAACCAUCUAAUUAAACUACACACUGAUCUGAAUUACCUGGCUAUACCAGGCACACCAUGUUAUACACAUUAAUGUGAAAGAUGGGUGAGAAUAUCUGUGCUGUUACAACUAAAAGCAUUUAAGACAUUGGAAGAUAACACUGAAUCACUACCUUAUGACAGUAAAAUUAUAUGCACCUCUAUAUAUCAACAUGUGAUUAAAUAAAAUAAAUGUGUAAAUAAAGAGAACUGCCCACAUUGCCAUUCUAAAGGACAGAAAAUGGACAUUUUAUUGACCUAAGGCUACAGCAUAUCUGUCUAUAAUGGCAGUUAGUAUAGUUAGAUUAUGUAUUAAUUAUUGAAACACAGUGCAUAUGUGCAGAAUAUUAACAUUAUAUAAAAUGUAAAACCCAGGUUUAGAAGUCAACAGCUGUAGGUUUUUGUAAUAUACUGAUAUACCAACCACUAGCAAAUGCGCAGCAUAAUUGAUAGUGUUGAUUCUAUUAUUUUACAGCAUUUAUAUUAGAAACACUAUGUAUGAAGUUAUUCAGAAAAUUAAGUUGCAUAUAUGCAUAUUUUGUGGGCUCUUUGGGAAAAAUACAUUUUGUUAAGGUUUAUAUUCUUUGCCAGAAUGCUGUUAUUGUACCUUGACUUUAUUUUUCCACAUUAAAAAUUUCAAAAUAAGGAUGGUUUACAUUUCUCAUUAACUAUGCAUCCCAUCAGAGAUGUUAUUUCUCGACCUCCACAUAGAUGUAUAUACAUACAAAUGCAUGCACAGGAUACUGUGAUAUAGCAAUGAUAUUUAAGUACUAUUGCAAUGAUAUAACAAUGAAAUUUAAAUACUAUUGAGUCUCAAUAGUAUUUAAAAAUCACCUUACAGCUGAAUCAUUGGAAAUCUCCUACCCUGACUUGAGCAAUACUGAACUUAUUCUUUCUAGACUCAAACUUAAC
This is a messenger RNA of Protopterus annectens (West African lungfish), 2475 nucleotides long. RefSeq names its product beta-1,3-galactosyltransferase 2-like. Gene Ontology annotation, molecular function: N-acetyl-beta-D-glucosaminide beta-(1,3)-galactosyltransferase activity. Lineage: Eukaryota; Metazoa; Chordata; Ceratodontiformes; Protopteridae. The coding region runs from base 523 to 1560 and encodes 345 amino acids. Gene Ontology annotation, cellular component: membrane. The transcript has 4 exons. The record is from RefSeq and is a predicted model, not a curated record.